This is a messenger RNA of Schistocerca gregaria, 3971 nucleotides long. RefSeq names its product protein FAN-like. The transcript has 6 exons. Bases 1885 to 3072 code for a protein of 395 amino acids. The record is from RefSeq and is a predicted model, not a curated record. NCBI's taxonomy places the organism in Eukaryota, Metazoa, Arthropoda, Insecta, Orthoptera, Acrididae.
AUCUACGACAAAAUCUCGACCGUCAACAGCGUACUCUACGCCUACCAUAUGCCUAACGCACGAAUUUUAGUUGGUCAAAGUAUCGUAUAUCAAUGAGUUAAAGCGUCAUAAAAGGGCCGGAUUGAAGAAGUGUGCAAACCUUGGUUGUUGCAAGACGAAUCAAAAAACUUGGUGCUGGCAAAGUAGUCAAUGACAUCGAUGACAUUGAUAUGCAUAACUGGAAUGCGACAGUCGCUGGGCCUCCCAACACGCCAUGGUGGGACCAUAUCUUUACAAUUAGUAUUUACUGUAGCGAUGACUAUCCCAAUUCUCCCCCAGUAGCCAGAUUUACUACCAAAGUAAACUUGAAUUUUGUAUCUUCGAAUGGGGAGAUUAACCUACCAAUCCUCCACCAUUGGAAGCCACAAUACACAAUUGAAACACUACUUGAAAACAUAUACGAACAGCUGAAGUGUCUAACAGUAAUACCCGUCAUCUUUGAUCUUGGGAAGAAAUUUUUUGAGUCCUAUUUAAAAAGCCUUGUUAGACUUUGAUGCAGUACUCUAUCUGUCUUAGAGUCUUUCUGCCUUUUGUAAGAGAUAAAAGCAGAGACUUGUCCGGCCGCCAGAAAAAAAAACUCAAUCUUCAAGUAACAUCAUCCGUCCACUCGCAUGAUCAGUAUCUAGAGAGAGCAGGGCGUGUCUUUUUUUUUAGAAUUUAAUGCAGGCGUCAACGAAAAGGAUCUAAGCCUGUACAUUUUGUUUCGGAAGCAAAAAAAAUUUCUAGUGUACAUGUGUACCCUGUAUAAAAUGUUCUUUCGUUUGUGUUACAAAAUUUUUCCACUUUAUUAAGACCGCAUUAUUUCUAUCUUACAAAUGGUAUCAGAGUAGUUGUACUAUCUUGACAUCCCGUUUUUAUACUAUUGUGCAUAUCUAAUCCCGCCGCGCGUUAGAAGGCCCGAUUAAUAUUUCAUGUUUGUUGCAUCGCCCUUGUUCUCAAAGACAAAAAAUAGCAGAUUUAACUUGCUUCUUUUGAGCGAUGGAGAAUACUAUUUUACCGAUUGCUCUGUCAAUCUCUGCUCUGCAGUAUAUAGCUCGGAAGCAGCUCAGUUAAAACGGAUAGGGGGCCGCCUCAAAGUAUGCAGUAAGUCUCUAUUCUUCGAACCAAAAAACUUCGAAUUGCCUAUAAUAAGAUACGAGUAUAGAAGCAUUAAAGAGAUAGGUGUGAACAAAACAGAAUCAGGCUGCGAAGAUGUGUUUUAUUUGAAGGUAAAUGGGGCUAUCUACAUGAAGGAAAAUAACCUCAUUCAGCCCUAUGUCUUUUCCAGAGAGAAGUACUAUCAUGAAUUUCUUACAAAGCAUGCCUCAGUGGAUACUUUGUUUAAUGAAGUGAACCAAUUGUACAAAAUUUCUAAACACCCUUCUAUCGUUGCUGACUCUCUCAUCUUGGAGACUAUAAGAAAACGCGAGGCUUCAAUAUCCUUUGACAUAACAUGGCUAGACUCGUUGUACGAAAAACCGUUAUCAGAAUAUUUGGCCACAAAAGUAACGCCUCUGGUUUGUAAUGCUGGCAGACUUCUUAUAACGAACAAAUCAAUUUGCUUCCAGCCGUUUAACUCGGAACCGGUGAUUGUUGAAAAGUAUUCGUUUUCAAGUAUAAUCCAAAUACAUAAGAGAAGAUAUGGAGGCGUUCACCGUGCCUUAGAAUUUUUUUUCAAACUCUUCGGAGUAUGCGACUAGAAAUGCCAUUCAGGGUUUUUUUUUUAGUUUUGAACAAAAGAUUAUCCGGGAUAGGGUGUUCGAGUUACUUUUAUCUCAGUCCGAGUUGAAAAAUUCGAAGGCUGAAGAUCAGGAGCAAAUCAUCCAAAAAUGGCAGCAAAGAAUUAUUUCAAAUUUCGACUAUCUUAUGUACAUCAAUAGUGCUGCCUGCCGUUCUUUUAAUGAUUUGGCUCAGUAUCCGGUUUUUCCCUGGGUUAUCUCAGACUACGAAUCACCUACUCUUGAUUUUAACGAUGUUUCUAUCUAUCGAGACCUGAGCAAGCCCGUUGGGGCGCUCAACCCAGAAAGAUUAGAGUUGUUUCGACUUCGGUAUCAAGAGACGCCGAAGGACCAAGAUGCUUUUCUCUAUGGCACACAUUAUUCUACUCCGGCUUAUGUACUGUACUAUUUGCUUAGAUGUUUACCCGAACAUAUGCUAAAGUUGCAGAAUGGGAAAUUCGACGAGCCAGAUCGCCUGUUCAACUCCAUCUCUGAAACCUGGAAUAACGUGCUCGCUAAUCCGACGGAUCUGAAGGAGUUGAUUCCAGAAUUCUUUUGUGUAGAGACGGAAGGGCGCUUUCUUGUGAAUGAAAAAGACAUCAAUUUUGGGAUCAGACAAAACAGACAACAGGUGGCUGAUGUAGCGCUCCCUGCUUGGGCAAAGACCCCAAUUGAUUUUAUCUGUAUGAACAAGCUGGCGCUUGAGAGCGAGUAUGUAAGUGCCCACUUGCACGAGUGGAUCGAUUUGAUAUUUGGAUAUAAGCAGACUGGCCCAGAGGCUGUGAAAGCAAAUAAUUUAUUCCAUUCUUUGACGUAUGUAGAUCAAAUUGAUAUUGAAGGGGAAGAAGACCCAGCAAGAAAGGAGAUCAUAUUGAUGCAAAUCAAUGAAUUUGGACAAGUUCCUGUACGUCUUUUCGAUAAACCGCACCCACAAAGAUUUUCUUCAAAAGAACAUCUCCAAGUAAACAGCAGUCAUUGCACCGAAAUAGCAAAAACACCUCAACUUUUCUCAAAAAUUACUGGUCCAUCUCCGCUCGACGCGGCAGCCUCGAAAGACCUGCCUCCUGAACCAUUUAACUAUGAGGAUGUCAGACAUUCUAAAUCGAAACUGGACUAUGGUAUUAUCACUCUUCAAGAGUUUGAACAGCUCAUAAAGCAAGAAUGUAUCAGCGACGCCAGUCUCCAUUCUCUUCGGCCUGCCAAUGUUCCCGUAAUCGAAGAGUCCCUCCUGAUGAGAACCUAUUCCCCCCACAACGAGUCGGCCGUUCGCUCACCCCCUUCUCAUCAAAGCACAGCGAAAGACUGCUCACGUAUGACAACCUUCAACUGUAACUAACUACAUUUGAGAUGUUCAUAACGCAUUCGAGUAGAGCCCCUAUGGCCGUCGCUAGCACCAAACCUCAGCUGAAACCAAACCGCGUCUCAUCACCUGUCAUUACAAAAAUAUGCAUGCAACGGCCAUACUCUUAAAACAGAUAAUUCGCACACUUAAGAAACCAGUAAAACCGAGAAUGGAUAAAUACGUCCCCGUGAUUCUGCCCGGCAAAAAUGCUCGAUAUAAAGCUGAUUUUGAGCAGAAUUGCAUUUGAGGGGGAGCUUUUUUUUGCGCGGCUAUCGGGCAGCUCCAUGUUCCUUAAAACAUACCGAUAAAACGAGAUGCCUCAAUGAAUUUGAAUUUGGUGAAACACGCGAUAUACAGACAUUAAAAUAGUCUAAUUUGGUGAAAAGCGAAUUGCUUUCAAGUACAAAAAUUGUGUGUCGCACAUAGUACAACUUUCCGUGUAUUUUCUUUCAGACAAAUUCUGUUCCCAACCAGACGUUAAGAGUGAGGCCCUCUCCUCAAAGAUGGCAUCGAUAGGCUCUACAUUCGAAGGAAAUGAAUAGAGCAAGGCCAAGACUAUAAAUAGGCGUAUUAUCUGGAAAGCAUUUUCUAUCACUCGUGAAUAGCUUUCGAAAAUAGGAUAUUCAUUUCAUAAAUUGUAUCGCCUUGACAUAGAAGCUCUCUUAAAGCUCAACAGGAAAAAGAGUUAGUGCAAUGAAACUCGCCUGAGUAUUAUAUAUUAUGCGCGACGCUAUCAGAGAGACAUAUUUGAUGGAUAUGUCCAUCGAGAUGCUUGUGUUUUUAGAAUUCUGCGCCUAUAACAACUGAAAAUGCCUAGUGCAAAAAAGGCUGAAACACGACAGCUUUGGAAAAUUGUAACUAUUAUUAUUUCGAAAACAAAAAUACAGAUGGCA